This is a messenger RNA of Elephantulus edwardii (Cape elephant shrew), 693 nucleotides long. RefSeq lists its product as uncharacterized. Gene Ontology annotation, biological process: autophagosome assembly; protein folding in endoplasmic reticulum. NCBI's taxonomy places the organism in Eukaryota, Metazoa, Chordata, Mammalia, Macroscelidea, Macroscelididae. The transcript has 3 exons. The coding region runs from base 1 to 693 and encodes 230 amino acids. Gene Ontology annotation, cellular component: endoplasmic reticulum; EMC complex; membrane. The record is from RefSeq and is a predicted model, not a curated record.
AUGGCUGCGGUGGUGGCCAAGCGGGAAGGGCCGCUGUUCAUUAGCGAGGCCGCUGUGCGGGGCAACACCGCCAUCCUGGAUUACUGCCGGACCUCAGUGUCAGAGUUGUCGGGGGCCACAGCCGGCAUCCUCGGCCUCGCCGGCCUAUACGGCUUCAUCUUCUACCUGCUUGCCUCCAUCCUGCUCUCCUUGCUCCUGAUCAAAUAUUUUAAGUCACGAAGACCUCUUUUCACGGGAGGUCUCAUCGGAGGCCUCUUCACCUACGUCCUGUUCUGGACAUUCCUCUAUGGUGGUAUAGCACUGGCCCUAGAAAGAGCCCACACCCCAGCAGCUGACAGCCAGGAGGGAGGGGGCGACUGCAGCAGCUUCGAGAGCAGGGGCGGUGGCCUGCGCUGCCAGCGCGCCCCAGGCCCCGGCCCACCCCGCAGCCCCAGGCCAGCAGCCCCGCGCCCACCGCCAGCAUCGCGCCCUCCCGCCGCCUUUACCCUCCAUUGGGCCCGAACCACGCAACCUCUGCCGGGCCUAGCCUACCCGGCACACUCCAGGCUCACCUCUUCUCCCCGCCGCCACACCAAGGGGAGAGAGCAGGCGGACGGAUUGGCGGCGCUGCGUACUGGCAGCUCCCGGAUCCGCUGCCUCCAGGCUUUGCCGACCGCCCCGCCCCGCUACGCCCCGCCGCCGCAGUGGGUGUGA